Molecule: messenger RNA, 1732 nt
Organism: Octodon degus (degu)
Lineage: Eukaryota; Metazoa; Chordata; Mammalia; Rodentia; Octodontidae
Product: BAG family molecular chaperone regulator 5-like
Exons: 2
Biological process (GO): negative regulation of protein ubiquitination; protein stabilization; regulation of inclusion body assembly
Cellular component (GO): cytoplasm; membrane; cytosol
Molecular function (GO): adenyl-nucleotide exchange factor activity; protein-folding chaperone binding
Source: RefSeq, a predicted model, not a curated record
ACGCAAGGUGAGCUGCGGGCGCCGGCCCAGCUUCUGGAGGUUGGGGCCCGGUGGCCGGGGGCGGGCCCGGCGGCCCCAAAUGCAGGUGGCCGGCCACGAUGGUGCGGGAGACCCAGUGUGUGUGCAACUGAACACACAAAAGUAUGGAUAUGGGAAACCAACAUCCUUCCAUUACCAGGCUUCAGGAAAUCCAAAAGGAAGUAAAAAGUAUAGAACAGCAGGUACUCAGCUUCAUUGGCCUGUCAAGUGACAAGAAUUACAAGAAACUGGAGAGGAUUCUAACAAAGCAACUUUUUGAAAUAGACUCUGUAGAUACAGAAGGAAAAGGAGACAUUCAGCAAGCUAGGAAGAGGGCGGCACAGGCGACAGAGCAUCUUCUCAAAGAGUUGGAGCAGAAUGCAAACCACCCACACCGCCUCGAAAUACAGAACAUCUUCAGGGAGGCCCAGGCUCUCGUGCAAGAGAAGAUCAUGCCCUUCUAUAGCAGAGGCAGCUGCAUAACUGAUGAAAUCGAGGAAGGCAUCUAGGAUAUGAUCCUGAGGCUAACACACGUUAAAACUGGGGGAAAGAUCUCUUUGCGGAAAGCAAGGUAUCAUACACUAGCCAAGAUCUGUGCUGUGCAAGAGAUUGUCGAAGACCGCAAGAAAAAGCAACCUUCCCUGCCACUCUCUGAAGAUGUACACCCCUCCGUCGCCAAGAUCAACUCAGUGAUGUGUGAAGUAAACAAGACCAGAGGUGUCGUGGUGGCGCUGCUGAUGGGCGUGGACAGCAGGGAGACUUGCAGGCAUCUGUCCUGCGUGCUCUCAGGGCUGCUUGCUGACCUCGAUGCUCUUGAUGUGUGUGGCCACACAGAGAUCAGAAACUACCGGAGGGAGGUGGUAGAAGACAUCAACAAGUUACUGUAGUAUUUGGAUUUAGAAGAGGAAGCCGAUACGACUCACACAUUUGACCGGAGGCAGAACCAUUCCAUUUUGAAAACAGAAAAGGUCUUCAAGAGGAUGAGAGAAAUAAAAAAGUAAUUUCUCCAAGCCCAAAACCCUCCCGAAUUGUAUCUGAGCUCCAAGACAGAGCUGCAGGUUUUGAUCGGCCAGCUGGAUGAGGUGAGCCUGGAAAGAAACCCCUGCAUCCGGGAGGCCAGGAGAAGGGCUGUCAUUGAGGUGCAGGCCCUGAUCACACACGUGGACCUGAGGGAGGCCCUGGAGAAGAGGAAACACUUGCCCUGUGAGGAGCACCCGUCCCAUGAGGCAGUCUGGGAGGUUCUGGAAAACCUAUCGGAGAUCCAGGGAGAAGUCCUCUCCUUCGAUGGCAAUCGAACUGACAAGAACUAUAUCCGGGUGGAGGAGCUGCUGACCAAGCAGCUGCUGGCCCUGGACGCCGUGGACCCGCAGGGCGAGGAGAGGUGUAAGGCUGCUCGGAAACAGGCCGUGAAGCUGGCCCAGAACAUCCUCAGCUAUCUCGACCUGAAAUCUGACGAGUGGGAGUACUGAAGGGCUGGCGUGCUGGUGGCCUUCUCACUUGUUCUGCACUUGAUUAUCCUGCGCAUUGUGGAGCGCUCUCACCCCAUGGAGCCUAAAUGUGAUUUGUAUAUGCAUAUUCCAAUCUCAGUAUUGAUGACUUACACAAAUUAUACUCAGGAUCUCUGCUGCUUUUGAUGUUGUGAAACAAAUAUUAUUACAGCUCAUUAACCUUUCCAUUUGGAUCAUCCAUGUGAUGUGUGAUUUGUUUGGUUUGU